Messenger RNA from Bradysia coprophila, 1068 nucleotides. Its product is annotated as sulfotransferase 4A1-like. Gene Ontology annotation, molecular function: sulfotransferase activity. NCBI's taxonomy places the organism in Eukaryota, Metazoa, Arthropoda, Insecta, Diptera, Sciaridae. The record is from RefSeq and is a predicted model, not a curated record.
CAUUAUAAUAUUGUAGUUCAUUUGGUUAACUUGGUGCGUUUGUGUUUGUGAUUUCGUAAUCGGUGGUGAAACGUCUGUGAAAUUCCUCCCACUCAAUUCCAUAACAAAAUGCCCUUCAUCAGCGAGUCCAUAACAAACGAGGCUUUGUACAAAAAAGCCGCGACGGGAUUUUCAAAGGAUCACAUUUUAAUCAAACCACUCAGUCGGCCGAAUACAGCACUCGGUCGUGAUUUUGAUGUUAAAUCAUGUUUUAUGCCGUCCACGUUUCGACCAUUUGCUGACGGAAUUUACCAUUUCGAUGUGAAACCCGAUGAUGUAUGGAUACUGGGUUUCCCGGGGAGCGGAGUGCAGUUAGAAGAAAUUGUUUGGCUGAUUUUGAAUGAUUAUGACUUCGAAAAAGCAACAACUACACCAUUGGAGGGAAGAACGUCAUUUUUGGAGCAAUCAGCCGUUCAGCAUCCGCAAUUGUUCAAAUCUGUUCGUAGUUCCAUUGACUCGUCUCGUCGUGCUGCCGAACCGCGAAUUAUCAAAUCGCAUUUACCCGUAGCUCUUCUACCAAUACAGUUAUGGCGACGGAAGCCGAAGAUCAUCUGUGGAUUUAGAAAUCCUGGUGAUAUGUCAAAGGCAUACUACGAACAGUACUACCAUUUGAAUGGCUACCAAGGUACUUAUGAGGAAUUCUGUCAAUUGUUGAUGGCAAAUCGCGUAGUUUAUGCUCCGUAUUUAACUCAUUUGACCGAAAUGUGGCGAAUGCGAGACGAAGAGAACUUCUUUGUUCAGAAAUUUGAUGAAAUGACAACCGACUUGGAGGAUUUCGUUCGAAGAUUAGCAGAAUUUUUGGGAAAAACCAUCAAUGACGAACAAGUGGAGAGCUUGAAGGAAUACGUUUCACAAUUGCCGAAAAAUACAAUUGACAUCGCUUUGACCAACAAGCUUUGGAAAAGAAAACCAGAUGCCCAGCCAUCGGAUACAAUGUCACAAAUAGACUUCAUAGUUGACAAAUGGGCGCAGCAAACAUUUGAUGAAUUUGAUUUACAGUUGAAUUAACUUGACAAUAAACUAUUUGAC